Molecule: messenger RNA, 1435 nt
Organism: Pyrus x bretschneideri (Chinese white pear)
Lineage: Eukaryota; Viridiplantae; Streptophyta; Magnoliopsida; Rosales; Rosaceae
Exons: 4
Coding region: 244-1350 (368 amino acids)
Source: RefSeq, a predicted model, not a curated record
CUUCCUGCACAGAAUCACUCGCAAAACACAAAACCCUCGUUUUGCAUAUGAUUUUUCAUCUUCUCUUCUCUCACACAGGGGAACCCUCUCGGCCUCAACUCUCUCCUCUGCCGCCCAUCGACGCUUGCUACUCUUUUGACUAAUGACUUGCCGGUUGAGUUAGUAUAAGGCUCUUGAACUAAGGAGGUUUAAUUGCAGUUUCUGGCUACUAUUUUGUUGAAAUUGGAUGACACUCGACAACCAAUGACAAGGGGAAAAUCAUUCACGUUGGAUCAAGAUGUUGCUGUUUGCAAUGCUCGGUUAAGUGUCUCUCAGGAUCUGCUCAAUGUUGUUCCGCAAUCAAAAUGUAUUUCCUGGGAUCGAAUAUACCAAAAAUAUGUUGAGAUAACUGGUGAUCAAAAUGAGCGAUCACGAUGUUCUGUCCAGUCUAGGUGGAAAAUAAUUCUUGGAAGUUGCAAUCAGUUUCAUGAAUGUCUUACCAAAAUAGAAGAGAAACAAAGUGGAUUGACAGAAUCUAACAAGGUUCUUCAAGCAAAUAUAUUGUACUUGAAGCUUGAGAAGAAACGUUUUGCAUUCAAUCAUUGCUGGGAAAUUUUGCAGCAUAGCAUCAAAUGGAGAGGUUUGACACCGGCAAAGAGGUCUGAUAUUGAUACUAUGGUUACAGACUGGUAUGAUCCUCCUAUUGUGGCUGCAAACCUGAACAUCACUUCCUCACCGACAAGGUCUGGUACUCGUACUAUGGCAACAGACACAAAUGUUGAUUCCUCACCCAAGAGGUCAGAUCCUCCUACUGUUGCUGCAAACUUGAACAUCAAUUCCUCACCGAAGAGGUCUGAUCCUCAUUCUAUUGCGACAAACCCGAACAAUGAUUCCUCAUUCUCUUCACAAUCAAAGGAGUCUGACACUCUCGUCUCACAUGACACUGACAAAGAUCCAUAUUAUACAGCUGAAUUUCUUAAAAGGAAACGAUCCAGAAGAAGAGCUGAAAAGGAAGCAUGCAAAAGAAGCAAGGUAGUAGAAACUUUGGAUUCUCGUUUAUGUGACGUGAUGGAGAAGCUUACCAAACAAUUGGCCGAAACAGAUGACAGAAAGGCGAAAAUUGCAGAAAGAAAGGUAAAGGUGAUGGAGGAAGCAAAUGAAAGGGAGCAAAGAGAGCAUGAUGACCGAAUUAUGAGUAUGGACACCACCAACAUGGAGCCACGUGCAAGAGCUUACUACGAGCAGCGAAAGAAUGAUGUUUAUUUCAAAACUAUGGCACACAGUAAAGACUCUUCCAAUAUGGAUCUGCACACAAUAGCUCACUACGAUCGUAGUGAUAUUUAUACGAAAAUGAUGGCACACGAUUCAUAAUAUGAACAUUGUUCUUAUGAAUCAUGUUCUCCGUGACAAUGUAUCUUGAAUUAUGAAUGAAUCAUGUUAACUAUUUUGCUGAGCA